This is a messenger RNA of Hibiscus syriacus, 453 nucleotides long. RefSeq lists its product as uncharacterized. Lineage: Eukaryota; Viridiplantae; Streptophyta; Magnoliopsida; Malvales; Malvaceae. The transcript has a single exon. The record is from RefSeq and is a predicted model, not a curated record. The coding region runs from base 1 to 453 and encodes 150 amino acids.
AUGCCUUCUUACACCAAGUUCUUGAAGGAUAUUGUCACGAAGAAGAGGAAGCUGGAAAGAAUAGUACAUGUUUCCACGGCAACAAAAUAUAGUUUGACACUGAGUAAACUUCUAUUGAAGAAAAAAGAUCCUAGAAGUUUUGUUAUACCAUGCUCCAUCGAUGAUAAGUAUAUUGGGAGAGCCCUUUGUGACUUGGGGUCAAGCGUAAGCAUGAUGCCCAAGUCCAUAUUUUUGAAACUAAUUGGCAUGGGUAAUUCUCAACCAACCACCAUGAUUUUGCAACUGGCUGGCCGAUCACAUGUUCGUCCCGAGGGAAAAAUUGAGGAUGUGAUAGCUAAAGUGGACAAGUUUGUCUUUCUAAUAGAUUUCCUUAUUUUAGAGUGCGAGACCGAUGAAAAUGCACCUAUUAUUCUUGGGUGUCCCUCUUGGCCAUUGCCAUUGAACGCAUCUUAA